AUGGCUGCACGCGAGCUCCUCGCACUCGAAGACGUGGCCGCGAUGCCUGCGCCUGGUCUCAGCGCCCCCGCGAACGUGAGCUUCAGUCCCGACAGCCGCCUCAUUGCCUUCUUGCACGCCCCUGGCGCGUCCCGCGGCCGUCUCUCUCGUCAAUUGUAUGCGCUGGACGUGGCCUCUCGCUCGGUCUCUCUCCUGGCCACUGCGCCGAACGACGGCGAUACAGAAGGCAACUUGAGUCUCGACGAGAAGCUCCGGCGCGAGCGUCAGCGUCAAAUGGGACUUGGCAUCACGUCGUACGCGUGGAAUCCGUCGCGGCUUUCGCCGGGCCUUUUGUACCCUCUCCAAGGUGAUAUCUAUUUACAAGCUCACGUGGGCGCCCCGCUUCAGUUGCUCUUUGAUAAAACCUCGACCGGUGCAAUUGGAGGGGCAAUUGACCCGCAGUUUUCGCCCGAUGGACGCUAUGUGGCGUUUGUUCAGGAUAAGGAGGUGUACGUCAUCUCGACACAAGGAAGUAAGCAGCUACAGGCGAUACAAGUGACGACAGGAGCGCGAGGAAUCGAUGGCAAGUCGAACGGACUGGCUUGUUUCUUAACACAGGAGGAACUGGGUCGCUUUCGAGGCUUUUGGUGGUCACCCGACAGCUCAAAGCUCGCGUUUGAGCAAGUGGACGAGCGCGAGAUUCCCAAGUACAGGAUUAUGCACUCGGGUAGUGCUGCACCAACUGGAGACGAUGUGCAGGAAGACCAUCGCUACCCUUUUGCAGGCGGUAGCAACCCCAAGAGGAGGUUGGGCGUGAUUGACUUGCCACGACUCGCCAAGCAAACAGAGGGGGAAAUAGGGUUGCAGAGUGCUGCUGGUCGUGGACUAGUGCAGGACCAGGAGAUUCCUGUACCCGUGUGGAUGGACUUUGCGUCGUUGGAUACAGACCCGGAUUUUUACAUUUCGAGAGUGAACUGGCUGCCAGACAUGUCGCUGGGAGUGCAGAAGUUGAGCCGACUACAGACAGAGGUUUCGUUCUUGAGAUUUGAUGUGGAAACCGGACAAGCAACGACGCUGAUACGGGAAACGAAUCCCGUGUGGGUGAAUGCUACUUACCUGUAUCGCAAUGUUGAAGUGGAGAGUGAGAACGCGUUUCGUUUCUUGUGGGCAUCUGAACGGAGCGGUUUUAUGCACCUUUACUUGUACGAGUACACGGCAGGAGCACAGGGUGCACGGCUCCUCGGCUCUGUGACAAGCGGAAACUGGAAUGUAGAAUCUGUCGAGGGCAUAGACUUGGUAAAGGGAUGCGUGUAUUUCUGCGGCACGGUGGACUCCCCGCUGGAGCGUCAUUUAUACGCGACAUCCCUUGUUCCGGUCAGUGAUCCACCGCCUCAUCCCAUCAGACUGACCAGUCCAGAAGGCAUGCACAACGUCGUCAUGGAUAGUAAUUGUCGCAUGUUUGUGGAUGUGUACAGCAACCUAACGACACCACCGCGUGCGCUGGUGUGUACUGUGCCUUCAGAGUCCUGUAUUCGAGCUGUGAAGCCACUUGAACCCGCAGAUCCGAGUUUGGCUGCAGAAGCUGCAGCCGCGCCACCAUUGGAAUAUGCUGCGCUUUUCCAGGAAGUCUAUGACUCAGCAUACCCCCUGACCACUGAGCAAGAGGAUUUACGCGUGGCUAUACUUCAAGCCCAGGGCAAACUCUGCGUGCCCAAGAUUAUAUCGGUUCUUACCCGCGAUGGCAAGGAAACACUCUACGGGGCAGUAUACUUACCGGAUCCGAAAGUGCACGGUGAAGGCCCGUACCCUACGAUGGUGAGCGUAUACGGUGGACCUCAUGUGCAACGCGUUGCGCGCACGUGGGCAAUGAGUGCCGAUAUGCGAGCACAGCGAUUCCGUGACAUGGGAUAUGUCGUGCUGAAGAUCGAUAAUCGUGGCAGCUUUCGUCGCGGCUCGGCUUUCGAGGGCGCCAUCAAACACUGUAUGGGUACCGUAGAAAUUCUUGAUCAAGAGGACGGCGUUCGCAAAUUAGUGGACGAAGGUGUGACGAUCAAGGGAAGAGUGGGAAUUUACGGAUGGAGUUAUGGUGGCUACAUGGCGGUCCUCAGUCUGAUGAAAGCUCCUGAGACGUUUAGUCUUGCCAUUGCCGGGGCCCCGGUGACGAGCUGGGACGGCUAUGAUACUUGCUAUACAGAGCGCUACAUGUCAACACCCCAGCUCAAUCCGACGGGCUAUCGAAACGGCUCGGUUUUGGAGGCUGUUGGGAAUAUGCGGAAGGGGCAGAAGUUACUGCUCAUCCAUGGGCUGAUUGAUGAAAAUGUGCAUUUUCGCCACACAGCUCGACUCAUAACAGCUCUGAUCAAUGCUCGGAAGCACUAUGAUUUGCUACUCUUUCCUGGUGAACGCCACUCACCACGUCACCUAGAAGACCGAAUUUACAUGGAGCAGCGCAUCGCUGAGUACGUUCAAAACAAUGUGUGA
Molecule: messenger RNA, 2460 nt
Organism: Peronospora matthiolae
Lineage: Eukaryota; Oomycota; Peronosporomycetes; Peronosporales; Peronosporaceae
Source: the annotation of a GenBank genome assembly